AUGAUUCAGCAGCACUACUAAAGCAACUAAAGAGGGAGAAGUAAAAAUACCCUUUUAUCAUCCACUUUAGUUGAAGAGAUCAAUUUGCAAAGUCCUAAUUAGCUGAAGAAAGGAAUCUCACCAGGCAGAUUGAGAGGAUAUUAAAAUCCAGAAUUAAACAAAUAUAGCUCGCUUAUCGAUGGAUUUAAUCAAGGAGAUAUUGAGAAAAUUGAUGUACAAAAAUUAUUCGAGCUUUGCAAGGAAAUAGAAGGACACUCAAUCACCUCAAGUGAAGUACUGGAAGCGAUGGUGUUUACUCAGUAUGGCUCUUAAGGUCUAGAAUUUCUGCUUCAGUUACUAUAUGCACCGAACGAUCAAUCUUCUGAAUCUCUGAGUACUCAAAGAAUAAUUUGCGAUUAAUUUGGAUUCACUCCACUAAGUGGCAAAGUUCAAUUCAAUAGGAUUCCAGAAAAUCUCUUGCAAUAAAUGAGAUCAAAUCCAGCAAUUCUAUUGGAUAUUAAAAAGUCUGCUUACGUAAUCGAUGAAUUCAGAUAAGUUUGGUGCUAUCCAAGAUUUGAUAAAUCUUAAAAUACUCUCUCUAUGCAGUAAAAAUAAUAAAACUACCGACACUCUUUAAGCACAGAGGAAGAAAAGGAUGGAUUCGAGUUUAACGAUCUAGAGACUGAUGAAAGGAUAAAUAUUGAUAUCUUUCAAUUUGAUAACACCUUCCCUGACCCUAAAGAAUAUUGCUUGGGAUUUAUCGUCAAAGAUAUUGAUUUCCAAUCAGCUGCUAGAAAGCAGAUUGAAGAGCUUAAAUCUUCAGGUUAAAAUUAAAUUCACAAGAAUAGAUACACUGAUGAACAUCCAGAACUUAUUGUCAAUGAAGUCAAGCCAGAUAUUAAUGAUUGCAACUCCCCUGCAACAAAAUUCAAUACUCUAAAUCCAAAUUCAAUCCUUAGUCCUCAAGACAGACAUAGAAUGCUUAUUCAAAAUGAGUAUCUUACAUAGAGUAGGAAAACUUCUGGCUAUACAAAUUAUGCAGCAGGAGCAGGAGAAACUAACAGCCAAUAAAAUAGCAGUAAAUUCCUCAGAUUUUAAUCUGCAUUUAUAGGAACUUAAGUAUCUGAUUAUAAUACCUAGAAAUCAAAUCACUCUUCAAUGACUACAACUGGAGGAGGAAGCAGUUCAAAUAAGAUAUCAGGAAAAGUAAUAAGCACCACAAAAAAGAAUGGCAACAAUGAUACCUCCUCUGUUGACACCGAUAGGAAUGCUAAUAAUAAUAGCGUCUCUAAUAAGUUGGAGUUGACUAGUAGUAUUGAUUUGAAAAAUAUUUAGUUUAAGAAGAUUGCAGCAAAUAAGGUCCAGAAUAAAUAAACUUUCUUGGAGUAGUAUAGGAAAAGUAAAUAACUGGACACGGGAGAUAUUGGUGGUAGUUUGCCAGUAUCAUAACUACUCAUGCAAAAUAAGAUUGAUGACAUAGAGGGAAGAAUUUCACCUGUAAAAUAGCCAGCAAAGCAGAGUUUUGAAGAGAAAAAGAUUAAAAUAACCAAACCAGGCUAGAAGGGUGCUGGUAUUAAAAUAUCAAGAAACCUAGAACAGAUAAUUCAGAGAAAUCCAAACUAAGGAAGAUAAAGUGUUGUUAAAGGUGUAGUGGAUAGUUAGAGUAAUGAUGAGGUGAAUGAAAUUACUUUGACAUCUAGAGUUCCAAUGACAGCUAAGUUUAAUUAAAUGAUGCUAACUCAAAGCUUUAAUAAGAAUCAGCAAAUUACUAACAACGUAGGAGGUAAUUUAAACACUAACAAUAUAAAUGUGAAUAAGGGGCAGACUAAAAUUGUAAAUUCAAACUUUAAAGUCUGUUGA
Molecule: messenger RNA, 1839 nt
Organism: Stylonychia lemnae
Lineage: Eukaryota; Ciliophora; Spirotrichea; Sporadotrichida; Oxytrichidae
Source: the annotation of a GenBank genome assembly